UCAUAUAACCCAGGCUGCCUCCAGCCAGCCUUUCUCCACUUGUCCUGAGCGCAAAAAGGUGCAGCGGAGUCUCUGAGAAUGAGCACUUUCUGCUCUGAGACCGCGUGGCUCUGCCUGGCUGUCACGGCAGCCCUGGGGGGACUAGUUCUUUGCAAACUCAAGAGUCCAGGACAGGUGGGGGGAAAGGGGGUCUGCCUGGCGGGCCUCUGGGGAGGGGCUUGCCUGUUAAGCCUGUCCCUCUUCUGGAGUUUGAUCCUGUUCUCCCUGUCAUGCUUCCUCCUGUAUAUUCAUUUCUCUGGCCAAGAAUUGUUACCUGUGGACCAAAAGGCUGUGCUAAUCACAGGUAGUGAUUCUGGGAUUGGUCAUGCUUUGUCCAAGUAUCUGGACCAGCUGGGCUUCACUGUGUUUGCUGGAGUUCUGAAUGAAAAUGGAUCAGGGGCAGAGGAGCUGCGAAGAACCUGCUCCACGCGCUUCUCUGUGCUCCAGCUGGAUGUCACCGACUCGCAGCAGAUAAAAGACGCCUACAGCAAAGUGGUGCAGAAGGUGCAGAACAGAGGACUGUGGGCUGUGGUCAACAAUGCUGGGAUCCUUGGCUUACCCACUGAUGGGGAGCUCAUUCCUAUGAUCCACUACAAACGAUGCAUGGACGUGAACUUCUUCGGGGCUGUGGAAGUCACGAAGGCAUUUUUGCCUCUUCUUAGGAAAUCCAAGGGGAGGCUGGUGAACAUCAGCAGCAUGGCAGGAGGGGUUCCACUGUUCAAUAUGGCGGCCUAUGGCUCAUCCAAGGCAGCUCUGACCAUGUUUUCGGCAGUCAUGAGACAAGAGCUUUCCAAAUGGGAAGUGAAAGUCUCCAACAUCCAGCCUGGAGGCUUUAAAACAGAUAUCACAGGCACGAGUGAAAUGCGGGACAAGCUGGAGAAAGACCUCCUGGACCACCUCACCCCUGACGUGCAGGAGGAGUACGGCCAGGACUAUAUCCUUGCGCAAAAGAAUGCUUUCAACGCAGUCUCUACUUACGUCAGCUCUGACCUGUCCCCUGUGCUCCGGGACAUCCAGCACGCCAUCUCUGCUAAGAGCCCCUUCACCCUCUACACGCCGGGGUCAGGGGCUUACUUGUGGUUAUGCUUUGUUUCUUUUAGCCCCACUGGCGUAUUUGAUUAUUUUAACAAAAAAUUGAAUUACUUUAAUAAUGGUACACCUAGAAUACUAAGCGUGCCUACCUGGAAGAAUAAGGCCAUGUAGGCAAAUACGUGAAAAAUGUUGUCAUCUUGGAGUGAAUGAGAAGCCAGAGUUUCCCAUUAAAGUUGUGGUUUCCUAUCUUGCA
Messenger RNA from Myotis daubentonii (Daubenton's bat), 1324 nucleotides. It is a transcript of the gene HSD17B2, whose product is annotated as hydroxysteroid 17-beta dehydrogenase 2. Gene Ontology annotation, cellular component: intracellular membrane-bounded organelle. The record is from RefSeq and is a predicted model, not a curated record. Gene Ontology annotation, molecular function: testosterone dehydrogenase (NAD+) activity; estradiol 17-beta-dehydrogenase [NAD(P)+] activity. Gene Ontology annotation, biological process: steroid metabolic process. Lineage: Eukaryota; Metazoa; Chordata; Mammalia; Chiroptera; Vespertilionidae.